GCACGCGGCUGUGCCAGUCACGGCGCGUCUCGCAUAGCUGGACCACUAGAUGUAACCGGUGUUCACGCGUUCUGCACAAUUUUCACUUUUCGUUGCGUCUGCGCAUAUAGUACUAGUACUAGUAUUUACUUAAGUAAAGUUAAGUACACUUAUACUGUUGUGCUGCGGUUUUGUGUGUGAUUUUUUUUUUAAGUUGUGCUCGAAUUUUGGUGUUUUUAUCUCAAAAUGGCGUCAGAAGUGAACGAGUGGUAUAAAGGGCGAAGCGUCUUAGUGACAGGUGCCCUGGGGUUAAUGGGCAAAGUGUUGAUUGAGAAACUGCUGUACAGUGUACCCGACGUCGGCUGCGUGUACGCACUGGUACGGUCGAAGCGAGGCAAGGCACCGGAGACACGCAUCGAAGAGAUGUGGAAACUGCCUCUAUUCAAAAGAAUAAGAGAUGAGAAGCCACAUGUCAUGAAGAAGCUGAUCCCAGUAACUGGCGACAUCAUGUACAAUGAACUGGGCAUAUCUGCUGAACACUUGAACAAUAUCUACAAUGAGGUGUCAAUAGUGUUCCAUUUCGCAGCCAGCUUGCGUCUAGAAGCGCCCCUGAAGGAGGGUUUGGAGAUGAACACAAAGGGCACGCUCCGAGUCCUCGAGAUGGCCAAGAAAAUGAAAAGCCUCGUCGCUUUCAUACAUUUGUCUACAGCUUUCUGCUAUCCAGAUUAUGAGAGGAUGGCUGAAAAGGUGUUCGAUCCCCCAGCGGAUCCGCACGAGGUGCUCCGCGCAGCCAGCUGGUUGACGGAGGAGCAGCUAAACCUUCUAGCACCUUCCAUCUACCAGAAACACCCCAACUCCUACACAUACUCCAAGAGAUUGGCUGAAGCCCUGGUCCGAGAGAGCUACCCGAAUUUACCCACCGUUGUUGUUCGACCUAGCAUAGUAACUCCAUCGUACAAGGAGCCUACUCCAGGCUGGGUGGACAACCUGAAUGGUCCUAUUGGCCUCAUGGUAGGUGCUGGUAAGGGCGUCAUCAGAUCCAUGCACUGCUAUGGACACUACCACGCAGAGGUCAUUCCUGUUGACCUAGCCAUCAACAGCAUCAUUGUCAUCGCCUACAAGACUGGCAAGGAUACUCAAAGGCACCCAGAGAUCCCAGUGUACAACCUUACGACUGGAGACGACCGCAAUACCACGUGGAAGCAAGUCCUGGACAUAGGCAAGGCUACCGUCCGCAAGUUCCCCUUCGAAGGUCCCCUGUGGUACCCCGACGGAAACAUCAGGCACAACAAGUUUAUACACGACCUCUGUGUGUUCUUCUACCACAUCAUACCAGCCUACUUCAUCGACUUCCUCAUGUUUCUCUUCAGACAGAAGCGAUUCAUGGUGCGGAUUCAGAACAGAAUCUCUAUCGGUUUGGAAGUCCUUCAAUAUUUUACCACUCGGGAAUGGUGGUUCGAUACAAACAACUUCAAGUCUUUGGUUAAUAUACUGAAUCCUGUUGACAAGGAGACGUUCCCAAUGGAUACGACCAUCAUAGAGGAUGAGCCCUACAUAGAGAGCUGCAUGAUAGGUGGCAAAUUGUACUGCUUGAAGGAAAAACUUGAAAACUUGCCAAAAGCCAGAUUGCAGAAUCAUAUACUGUACAUCAUGGACCGCUUGGUAUCCUUGUUCUUCUACCUCGUGCUGCUGUACUGGAUCGUAUCUUACUUCGAACCAGCUCGGGAACUGCUCUCAUACGGCGGCCCCGCCGUUCGAUACCUACCUUUAGUUGGCAAAGCAGUAUUCAAAGAUGCGUAAUAGAAGCAAAAUUGUUAAAUAUUAGUGUCCGACCGAAAGUUCGGUUUCGGUUUCGGUUUCGGCCGAGUUUCGGCCAAAAAUCAAGUUUCGGCGAAAAUUUCGGUUUCGGCCAAAAUUGGCCGAAAUUUUUGCCGAAACCGAAACUGAUUUCGGAAGUUGUCGUGCACGCUCGCCUAACGUCGUUUCUCGCAGCAACGCUUUGGCGGCCGCUGGCGGCCAUGUUCGGGAAUUGUCGUGCGCCGUAAUUUGAUUAUUCAUAACUAAUAAAUAUUUUGCUAUGACAACUUUAUUUGAAAAAAAAAAAUAUUAUUAAUAUUUUUCUAUAUUAUAUUAAAUAAUAAAUCAUUACAAGAAAAUUAA
Messenger RNA from Spodoptera frugiperda (fall armyworm), 2139 nucleotides. Its product is annotated as putative fatty acyl-CoA reductase CG5065. Gene Ontology annotation, molecular function: alcohol-forming very long-chain fatty acyl-CoA reductase (NADP+) activity. The transcript has 9 exons. Lineage: Eukaryota; Metazoa; Arthropoda; Insecta; Lepidoptera; Noctuidae. The record is from RefSeq and is a predicted model, not a curated record. The coding region runs from base 226 to 1779 and encodes 517 amino acids. Gene Ontology annotation, biological process: long-chain fatty-acyl-CoA metabolic process. Gene Ontology annotation, cellular component: peroxisome.